UUAUCUUCGGAAUUUAUUAGGAGGUUAAAAUGAUGGUGCAUUAUAUAUUUAAAAAAUUUAAAUUUGGUUUCGUUUUUUCCUUUUGUUCUCAGAUUUUCCACAACGAAUCCCACCCACCCCGUUCGGCGCGCUUCGCCACCGCAGCGCUAGCGUUGAAUUCGUUUCUUUUUAAAAAGAAGAUGGGACGAUGAUGAUGAAGAUGAUGAAGCUGAGAAGGAGCGAGAGAGGGGCGGAGGAGAGAGAGAUGAAGAGGAGGGGGGUGGGCUCACCGGAGAGGAUGAGGACGCCGCCGACGAUGGGGAGCAGCGCGCGGCGGAGCGGCCACCGGAGGAUCGCCGACUUCCUCGCCGAGGAGGAGGGCGAGUCGGACGGCGAGUCGUUCACCACGGCGUUCGGGGGCGCCGAGGACGGGGGGAUGCUCCCCGCGUUCCUCGCCGACCACAGCGAGCUCGUGGAGGUGAUGCUCGAGCUCGACGAGGAGUCCAUGGUGGUGCGGAGCGUCACCCCGACCUCCUCCGCCGCCCUCUACGGCGCCGGGGCGCUCCGGAGCUCCAGGUCGGGGCCGCAGGACCUGGACCUCUACGGAUCGGGCGCGGGGCGGGGCCCGAUAUGGUUCCCGCGGUCCGGUCCGCAGGAGCCGGAUCGGGACGGAUCGGGCGGCGGCGGUCGGAGCCAGGGCCGGUGCUCGACCUCGUCGGGGCCGCAGGGGGCGGGAUCGGACUCGGAGCCGGGCGGCGCCCGGAGCCUGAGCCGGAGCUCGUCGACCACGUCGCGGAUCCGGAAGAAGUUCCCCUGGCUCCGCUCCCCGUCCCCCGCUCCCCGGCGCACGCCACCGCCGGCGACGGCGCCCGGCGACGCCUCCGCCGCCGCCCCCGCAGCCGGGACGGCGGCGGCGGCGUUGGCCGCCCGGGAGAAGCGGCGGAUCCAGGCGAGGCUGAACCGGACCCGGUCCGGCGCGCAAAGGGCUCUCAAAGGUCUCCGGUUCAUCAGCCGCACCACCGGCUCGGUCGAGGCCGCGGAGCUGUGGCGCCGCGUCGAGGAGCGCUUCAAUGCCCUUGCCAAGGAGGGUUUGCUCUCUCGCGACGAUUUCGGCGAAUGCAUAGGAAUGGUGGAUUCGAAGGAGUUCGCAGUGGGUAUAUUCGACGCACUCGCGCGGCGGCGUAGGCAAAACCUGGAACGGAUCACCAAAGACGAGCUCUACGAUUUCUGGGUCCAAAUCUCCGAUCAGAGCUUCGACGCUCGCCUCCAAAUCUUCUUCGACAUGGUUGAUACCAACGUCGAUGGGAGGAUAACGAGAGAGGAAGUACAAGAGUUGAUAAUUCUCAGCGCGUCGGCGAACAAGCUGUCGAAGCUCAAGGAGCAGGCGGAGGAGUACGCCACGCUGAUCAUGGAGGAGCUCGAUCCCGAGAACCUCGGCUACAUCGAGUUGUGGCAGCUCGAAGCCCUGUUGCUGCAAAGGGACACCUAUAUGAACUACAGCCGGCCUCUGAGCACCACCAGCGCCGCCAAUUGGAGCCAAAACCUCGGCGUCGGGGGCGGCGGUGGAGGAAACGGCGGCGGCGGCGGCGGCGGAGGCGGAGGCAGCGGUGCUACGGAGCCGAACCGGGCGCGGAGGGGGUUGUGGCGGGGGGCGCGGCGCAGGGCGGCAAGGGUGCGGGUGGCGGCGCAGGAGAGCUGGCGGCGGGCGUGGGUGCUGCUGCUGUGGGCAGCGGCGAUGGCGGCUUUGUUCACGUGGAAGUUCGUGCAGUACCGGCGGCGCGCGGCGUUCCAGGUGAUGGGCUACUGCCUCCCCACCGCGAAGGGCGCCGCCGAGACGCUGAAGCUCAACAUGGCCCUCGUGCUCCUCCCCGUGUGCCGCAACACCCUCACAUGGCUCCGGUCGACCUGGGCCCGGUUCUUCGUCCCAUUCGACGACAACAUCACCUUUCACAAGAUGAUCGCGACGGCGAUCGUGGUGGGGAUCACGCUCCACGCCGGCAACCACCUCGCCUGCGACUUCCCCCGCCUGAUCGGGUCGAGCCCCGACCAGUACAAGCUCGUGGCGAGGGACUUCGGAUCGAAGAAACCGACCUACGGGAGCCUGCUCUACGGAGUGGAGGGGGUGACCGGAAUCGCCAUGGUGGUUUUAAUGACCGUGUCGUUCACGCUCGCGACGCACCCGUUUCGAAAGAACGGGGCCCAGUUGCCCUUCCCGUUGAACCGGCUCACCGGGUUCAACGCGUUUUGGUACUCUCACCACCUACUCGUGCUCGUCUACGUGCUUCUCCUCGUCCACAGCUAUUUCAUGUUCUUUGUCCACAAGUGGUAUCAGAAAACGACAUGGAUGUACAUCUCUGUUCCAUUGCUGCUCUACGUCGGAGAGCGAACAUUGCGUGCCUUACGGUCCAAAGCCUACUCUGUCAAGAUCUUGAAGGUCUCUUUGCUGCCGGGAAGUGUCUUGACAAUAACAAUGUCGAAGCCGUAUGGAUUUCGAUAUAGAAGCGGUCAAUACAUCUUCCUUCAGUGUCCCACGAUCUCUCCGUUCGAGUGGCACCCUUUCUCCAUCACUUCAGCUCCCGGUGAUGACUACCUCAGCGUUCACGUCCGAACAGCCGGAGACUGGACGCAGGAGCUAAAGCGCAUAUUCAUCGAGAACUACUUCUCGCCUUGCUCGAUAGGGAGAGCCACAUUCAGCGACCUGGGCUCGGUACAACAACGAAGCUUGCCGAGGUUGCUCGUCGACGGUCCUUACGGCGCCCCAGCUCAGGACUUCCGGAACUACGAUGUUCUACUUCUCGUGGGGCUUGGAAUCGGCGCAACUCCUUUCAUAAGCAUCCUUAGAGACCUACUCAACAACAUCAAAAUAGCGGAGGAACUAAUGGACUUGGCAAUGGAAACUAGUAGAUCAGAAGACAGUGUGAAUAGCUUCAGCUUCUCGACAUCGAGCAGCAACAAGAAGAGAGCGUAUAGGACGACCAACGCGCAUUUCUACUGGGUCACAAGAGAAGCGGGAUCUUUCGAAUGGUUCAAAGGGGUUAUGAAUGAAGUCGCGGAAAUGGAUAAGAAGGGAGUCAUCGAGUUGCAUAAUUAUUUAACGAGCGUGUACGAGGAGCGUGACGCUCGGACUACUCUACUCACAAUGGUGCAGGCUCUGAAUCAUGCUAAGCAUGGCGUCGACAUCGUCUCAGGCACCAGGGUAAGAACACACUUUGCGAGGCCCAAUUGGAAAGAAGUUUUCACCAGAAUAGCUUCGAAGCAUCCGAAUUCGACCGUAGGGGUGUUUUAUUGUGGCGCGCCGACGCUAGCGAAAGAACUGAGAGGAUUAUCGCACGAGAUGAGUCACAGAACAUCGACGCGGUUCCACUUCCACAAGGAGUACUUCUAAUUGCCGCGGGAGGUGAUAGAGGAUAAAAGAAAAAGAACCAAAAAAUAGAAAAGAAGACAAAAAAUUUUGCAUACUUGUUUAGAAGUAAUAGAAGGUAAACAACCCUCAUCCUCUACAUUUGUAAAUGUACAUACUACAAAGUAGAGAGGGAAUUAGCAAAAUGAGUUAACAAAAUGGAGGGGGCUCAAAGCUCUCUCAAUCAUCAAUUUUCAUAGCUAUACAUGUACAAAUCAUUAUUAUUAAUUAUUAAUAAUAAGAAAUCAGAGGUAACUAAUAUGAAUAUAUAAUUACUUUUUUUCCUUUAA
This is a messenger RNA of Ananas comosus (pineapple), 3669 nucleotides long. RefSeq names its product respiratory burst oxidase homolog protein E-like. Gene Ontology annotation, molecular function: NAD(P)H oxidase H2O2-forming activity; peroxidase activity; calcium ion binding. The coding region runs from base 188 to 3364 and encodes 1058 amino acids. NCBI's taxonomy places the organism in Eukaryota, Viridiplantae, Streptophyta, Magnoliopsida, Poales, Bromeliaceae. The record is from RefSeq and is a predicted model, not a curated record. Gene Ontology annotation, cellular component: plasma membrane. The transcript is spliced from 14 exons.